AUUUAACUAAGUCAUUAAUAUCAGGGUGCAACAAUCAAAUUUCCAAAUUUUGGUAACCGUUUUGUAGAAUAAUUUUUCACAAUGUCUGAAGAAGAAUCACAUACAUCCAGUGAAGAAGAAGGUCAGACAGUUAAAGGGCCAAAAGAAUUCAUUGUUGAAGAACUAUCCGACAGUUCCGAUUCUUCAGUGGCUGAAACCUCUUCCGAAGAUGAGCAAAGAGAACGUCCAAAGCCCGAAAUUCCUCCCGAGUAUUGGCAUAUUCAGAAAUUAGUGAAAUACAUGAAGUCUGGGAACCAAACGGCAACAGUCAUAUCGUUAUGUUGUUUGAAGGACCACGAUUUAAGCACAGAAAUCAAUCAAAUGGCCAUUCAAGAUAUAGGUGGUCUAGAAGUCCUAAUAAAUUUGCUUGAGACGAAAGACCUGAAAUGUAAACUUGGUGCCUUGAGUGUUUUAAGCGAACUGUCUUUAAAUGAACAAAUUCGAAGAUGCAUUACAGAUCUUGGUGGAAUUUCACUUCUCGUACAAAACCUUACAGAUCCUGCCAGAGAUUUACAGAUCCUUGUAGCAGAAACUAUUUAUAAUGUAGCUCAAAUAAGGAAAGCACGUAAACAUGUCAGGAAAUUUGACGGUAUACCUAAACUCGUCGACCUGUUAGAUGUUAACGAAAACUGUCUGAAAACUCCUAAAGACUUACUAACUCCAGACGAAUUAGAAAACGUAAAUAUUGCUAAAGCGGCAGCAAAAGCUUUAUGGUCGGUUUCCAGAAGUCGAAAAAAUAUUCAAGUUAUGAUGAGAAGUGGUUCUGUACCACUUUUAGCAAAACUGUUACGGUCGGUACACAUGGAUGUUAUUGUUCCCACUGUGGGUACCAUUUCGCAGUGCGCAAAUGAACCAUCUUACCAAUUAGCAAUCCAAACAGAAGGAAUGGUUAAAGAUAUCGUCCAACAUUUGGCCGCCGAAGAUCCUUCUUUAAGAAGACACUGCGCUGAAACAAUUUUUAAGUGUGCUGAAGAUGCUACCACUAGAAAUUUGGUACGACAAGCUGGCGGACUAGAUCCUCUGGUUAAUAUGGCGAAAGAUCCGGCAACUAGAGAAAAUAAACCUUUAUUAGCAGCAGUUACCGGUGCUAUCUGGAAAACGGCUAUCAGUGCGGAAAAUGUUGAAAGAUAUGAUCAGUUAAAAACAGUGGAAGUGUUAGUAAAGCUUCUGGAGAAUGCGGACGAAGAUGAAACGGUUUUAAAAAAUGUAGUGGGUGCUCUUUGUGAAUGUUUAAAGUUUACACAUAAUAGAGAAGUCUUAAGACAAGUUGAUGGUAUCCCUUAUCUAGUUAAUCUUCUAAAUUAUACAUUUCCUCCUCUUCUGGAAAACGUUCCUAUGGUUCUUCGAGAAUGUGCGGAAGACGAAAAUUCCAUGAGAAUAAUUGAGGAACUCGACGGAGUUAGGCUAAUUUGGUCUCUUCUUAAGAAUGAUUCACCAAAGGUUCAAGCAAAUGCAGCCUGGUCCUUGGUCCCCUGCAUAAGGUAUGCAACCGAUUCCGGGGAAAUGGUCCGAUGCUUCGUGGGGGGCUUAGAACUCAUUGUAAAUUUAUUAAAAUCCGAGAACUGCCAUGUCCUUGCUUGCGUAUGUGCCGCCAUUGCAGAAAUAGCGAAAGAUAUUGAAAAUCUAGCCGUUAUCACUGAUCAUGGCGUAGUUCCAAUGUUGGUAAAUUUAGUACACACGCAAAAUGUGGAAUUGCGAGAACACUUAGCAUCCGCAAUUGCUUAUUGUUGCGCAUGGGGAUCUAAUUGCAAAACUUUCGGACGAUUGGGUGCAAUAACUCCAUUGGUAGCAUACAUGGCUGAUUCAAAUCCAAAAGUUCAUAGAACCACUGCAUUAGCUCUUUUUCAUUUAUCGAAAAAUGCUUUUAAUUGUAUAACAAUGCACGAAAGCGGAGUUGUACCGUUUUUACUUAAAGCCAUUGCGACUACUGACUGGGAUUUACAAGAAGCAGCAGCUGGAUGCUUAGCCAAUAUAAGAAAAUUGGCCUUGGAAGCGGAAACAGUUCACCUUAUAAGGGCAAGGGACGCAUCGACAGAAGAAGAUGAUUAGCCUAUUUUCAAGAUUCAUCCCCUUUGCUCUUAAUUACACAUUAUCUAAAAUGCAAAUUUAAUAUUACUUACAUAUUAAAUUACGAAAAAUUGUGUAUAUAUAUUUACAAU
Zophobas morio is the source of this 2198-nucleotide messenger RNA. RefSeq names its product armadillo repeat-containing protein gudu (gene gudu). Lineage: Eukaryota; Metazoa; Arthropoda; Insecta; Coleoptera; Tenebrionidae. Gene Ontology annotation, molecular function: protein binding. The transcript is spliced from 8 exons. The record is from RefSeq and is a predicted model, not a curated record. Bases 82 to 2088 code for a protein of 668 amino acids.